Molecule: messenger RNA, 1524 nt
Organism: Theileria orientalis strain Shintoku
Lineage: Eukaryota; Apicomplexa; Aconoidasida; Piroplasmida; Theileriidae
Product: cleavage and polyadenylation specificty factor subunit
Exons: 2
Coding region: 1-1524 (507 amino acids)
Source: RefSeq, a predicted model, not a curated record
AUGUAUACAAACGACUUCUCGAGAGUCGAACACAACGCUAAUGAUAUUUGGACAUUCCUAUGUGACUUCCCAGUGCUAUCCUCGGGGUCAGAUGAGUUGCUGGUGCCGGGCUACUACUACUCACUAGAAAAGGGAGGGCGCAUGUACGGAUAUCUUAAAAUCGCAUCUGUGGAGGACCUGGACGACAGUCUGGUGGUGCCGGACGUGCCGACGGUCAAGGAAUCCGACCCAGAAAAGACCGAAACGAAUCCGGAGAUUCAAACGGCAAAGUCAAAGAGGAGGUACCCGCUAUUCUCAGUGAGGGUGCGGAAGCCGAAGGGGAGCAGGCUGAGAAACCACUACAGCUACCUGCACCUGUAUCGCUCGCUGUUCGACAAGGACGGCAUGGAGAAGCCGGAGGUCCCGAAGAAGGCGGACCCGCCCGAGGACAACAGCCUCGACAACAUGUUCCUGGUGCUCAUCUCGCAGAGCCAGUGGCAGCUGUACCUGGCCACAGGGCCCUACGACACAGUACAGCCCUCGAGGAACAAGCGCGGCUUCGUGUACUAUACCAACGUCAUCUCGAAGUUCAGAGUGCCCGUCACGCGCGUGGGCGACGUGGUGAGCUUCGAGUACGUGGCGGACCAGACUGACCGCUACGUGCUCAUGCUCUUCAACCCGGACCAGCGUAAGCUGAAGCUGGAGGGCUACGUGAAGUACGAGAACAAGGCGCACCCGAACCUGCCGAUCGAGAUGCGCUACCACUCGGCGGUGCUCAGGUUCUGGUGGUUCGCGUUCCUGGUCGCCUUCUUCGCCUCGGUCACGUACACGUACUUCUGCGUCGCCACCGGCGUGCAGAAGCUGAGCUACCUGGUCUCGCUCAACUACCUGCUCUACACCACCUUCCUCGUCAUGGACAUCGUGAUGCUCCAGUUCAUGACCGUCGAGGGCAUGGUGCCGCGCUUCUUUUGGGGCAUCAGCCACAUGCUGAAGAGGCUGCACGAGAUCUACAUCCUCACCAUCAUGGUGCUCAUGUCGCUCGGCUGGAAGGUGCUGCGCGACCGCCUCAGCGUCGUGGAGAAGCAGCUGAUAAUGUCCAUCUGCGGCGUGUGCAUCCUCAUGGGCUUCAUCGAGGUCGCCGUGAGCGGCUUUGACAUUUCGCGCUACCUCGUGCACGCCAUCGCCUGCGUGUGCAUUCUGGUCGCGGCCAACUUCAACAUCGUCAUCAUCAACACGAGGAUCGCCGACGAGUCGCUCACUCCGCAGGCCGGCGUGGCCUACAACCACAUGAAGAUGUUCACCAGGUUCAGGCUCGUCUUCUUCGUGUACAUGUUCAAGCCCGCCAUCUUCUCCAUCUUCAGGUUCGUCUGCCUCCAGCCCACCUUCGACCAGGUGAUCAUUUGGGACCAGCACCUGAACCUUUUCCUGGACCUGACGUUUGACUUUGCGAUAUACACCUACCUCUUCUACAACUUUCUUCCCAGCGGCAAGAAGGGUCUUUUUAAUCACAUUUUUCAAAACCAGGUUGUCACACACGAGACCUAA